Oryzias melastigma (Indian medaka) is the source of this 3905-nucleotide messenger RNA. It is a transcript of the gene grna, whose product is annotated as granulin a. Lineage: Eukaryota; Metazoa; Chordata; Actinopteri; Beloniformes; Adrianichthyidae. The transcript has 19 exons. The record is from RefSeq and is a predicted model, not a curated record. Gene Ontology annotation, cellular component: extracellular region. The coding region runs from base 90 to 3491 and encodes 1133 amino acids.
UGAUUCAGGUCUGUGUCUUGAGUUUCAUUAUAGUCAGAUGCUCGUGAAACAGCUGACAGAUCACAACAGCCUUUCUGGGUGUCCUAAAGAUGCAGAAGUGGGUUGUGAUCUGCUGGGUCUCCCUGGCCCUGGCGGCUGCUGACAUGUGUCCAAACGGUGGGAAGUGUGAAGAGGGUCAAACUUGCUGCAAAAGCCCGACUAAUGGCUACGACUGCUGCCCGUUCGAUGAGGGUGAAUGCUGUGGGGAUCAUAUCCACUGCUGCCCUAAACAUACGGUCUGUGAUAUGACGACAUCCAGCUGCGGCAACGCCACCAUGUCCCUGCGCUGGGUGGAAAGAGUCUCGGCGGGUCUGCCAACGGCCACCAAAUCUUUCAGGAUGAUCCGCUCAUACAUGGGUGAGGAUGAGGAUAACAUCUGUCCCGAUCAGUCCAGAUGCCCGGCUGAGUUCUCCUGCCUGAAAGCGCUGACCCGCUACGGCUGCUGUCCUUUAGCUCAGGGAGUCUCCUGCCCCGAUGGCAAACACUGCUGUCCUGAAGGACACCAGUGCAGCCUGGACAGCCGCUCCUGCGUCAAAAAAGAGAGCAUCACAACGGUUCUGUGCAAAGACGGCGUGUCAGAGUGUCCAGAGGAAACUACCUGCUGCGAAACCCCGGAAGGGAAGUGGGCGUGCUGUCCCAUGCCAAAGGCUGUGUGCUGUGAUGAUAAAAUUCACUGCUGCCCCGAGGAAACAACGUGCGACGUCGAGCACAUGAAAUGUUUGUCUUCUGCUGAGAAAGCCCUGCCGAUGUGGGCCAAGUUCCCUGCCAGAACCAGGGCCGACUGGGAGAACCAGAAAGAAGGUAAGGAAGUAACUGCUUCAGUAGUUGAAGCCAAUGAAACCAAAAACUCUCCUGAUGUCACCACAGCCAAUCCAGUUCCUCCUAUUCAGGAAGAAUCCCCUGUGUCAUCUGUUGCCGGGGAAGCUUCAGCCAAGGACGUUCCCUGCAAUGAAACCACCUCCUGUCCCGAUCAAACCACCUGCUGUAAAACCGAACAGGGCGAAUGGGCCUGCUGUCCUCUUCCAGAGGCUGUUUGCUGUGAAGACUUCAUUCACUGUUGUCCAAAAGGAAAGACUUGUAACCUGGCAGCUCAGUCCUGUGAUGGUGGUGAAGGUUCUGUCUCAAUGCUGGAGAAGAUCCCCUCAUUCUCAAAGGUGUCUGUGAAGAUGCAGGACGUUCAAUGCGACGACACCGCAGCCUGUCCAGAUCAAACCACCUGCUGUAAAACCGCAGAGGGCGGCUGGGCCUGCUGUCCUCUUCCAGAGGCUGUCUGCUGUGAAGACUUCAUUCACUGCUGUCCAAAAGGAAAGACUUGUAACCUGGCAGCUCAGUCCUGUGAUGGUGGUGAAGGUUCUGUCCCAAUGCUGGAGAAGAUCCCCUCGUUCUCAAAUGUGUCUGUGAAGAUGCAGGACGUUCAAUGCGACGACACCGCAGCCUGUCCAGAUCAAACCACCUGCUGUAAAACUGCAGAGGGCGGCUGGGCCUGCUGUCCUCUUCCAGAGGCUGUUUGCUGUGAAGACUUCAUUCACUGCUGUCCAAAAGGAAAGACAUGUAACCUGGCAGCUCAGUCCUGUGAUGGUGGUGAAGGUUCUGUCCCAAUGCUGGAGAAGAUCCCCUCCUUCUCAAAGGUGUCGGUGAAGAUGCAGGACGUUCAAUGCGACGGCACCGCAGCCUGUCCAGAUCAAACCACCUGCUGUAAAACCGCAGAGGGCGACUGGGCCUGCUGUCCUUUUCCAGAGGCUGUCUGCUGUGAAGACUUCAUUCACUGCUGUCCAAAAGGAAAGACAUGUAACCUGGCAGCUCAGUCCUGUGAUGGUGGUGAAGGUUCUGUCCCAAUGCUGGAGAAGAUCCCCUCAUUCUCAAAGGUGUCUGUGAAGAUGCAGGACGUUCAAUGCGACGACACCGCAGCCUGUCCAGAUCAAACCACCUGCUGUAAAACCGCAGAGGGCGGCUGGGCCUGCUGUCCUCUUCCAGAGGCUGUUUGCUGUGAAGACUUCAUUCACUGCUGUCCAAAAGGAAAGACUUGUAACCUGGCAGCUCAGUCCUGUGAUGGUGGUGAAGGUUCUGUCUCAAUGCUGGAGAAGAUCCCCUCGUUCUCAAAGGUGUCUGUCAAGAUGCAGGACGUUCAAUGCGACAGCACCGCAGCCUGUCCAGAUCAAACCACCUGCUGUAAAACCGCAGAGGGCGGCUGGGCCUGCUGUCCUCUUCCAGAGGCUGUUUGCUGUGAAGACUUCAUUCACUGUUGUCCAAAAGGAAAGACUUGUAACCUGGCAGCUCAGUCCUGUGAUGGUGGUGAAGGUUCUGUCCCAAUGCUGGAGAAGAUCCCCUCCUAUCUGAAGCAAAACGUGAAGAUGCAGAAUGUUUCAUGCGACAGCUCCGCCUCCUGUCCCGAUCAAACCACCUGCUGUAAAACCACACAGGGCACCUGGGCCUGCUGUCCUCUUCCAGAGGCGGUGUGCUGCGAUGACCAUGAACACUGCUGCCCCUCCGGCACCACCUGUGACCUAGCCACCUUGAGCUGUUUGCAGUCUUCAGGAUCCGUACCAAUGAGUAAAAAGAUGCCUGCACUCACCUGGACUUCCUCCGCCCUGAGCCAGCUGAUGGAAAUGGUGGUUGAAGAGAAGACUGAAGAGACGGGCGAAGAGGAAAACAAGGUGGAUGAGCGAGAUGAACAGAAGGAUUUCGAUGAUGAGGAAGAUAAAACUGAUGAAGAGGGAAACAUUUUGUGCGACAGCCACACCCAGUGCCCUCAGGGAACCACCUGCUGCUUCAUGCAGAAGUUCCAGAAGUGGGGGUGCUGCCCACUGCCAAAGGCGGUGUGCUGCACUGACGGGGAGCACUGCUGUCCCACCGACUACAAGUGCAAAGAGGAAAGCACCUCGUGUGUUAAGGGAGAAGUGGAGAUCCCAUGGUACACCAAGAUCCCAGCCACCGUCAGCAUUCAGGCCGAUUCCAGCUUUGUGCAGUGCGGCGCUGUGCAUCAGUGUCCCGCACACAUGUCCUGCUGCAGGCUGUUCACGGGAGAGUGGGGCUGCUGCCCGCUGUCAAAUGCUGUGUGCUGUGGCGAUAAGGAGCACUGCUGCCCCGAGGGCUACACCUGCGACCUCACCUCCAGGUCCUGCCAUAAGCUCCUCGCCUUGGAGCUGGAGACCGUCCCCCUGACACCCGUGUUUCUACCUGUCGACCAGUCCCAGCGCGGCCCGGUGAAGCCCAUACUGAACCGCUGCGACGACGUCUAUAGUUGCAACGUGGAUGAGACCUGCUGCAGGACGUCCCACACCACCUGGGGGUGCUGUUUGUCCCCUAAUGCCAUGUGCUGCAGAGACAUGAAGCACUGCUGUCCUGAUGGCUACAGAUGCUCACGUGGCGGCUCCUGCAUCAAGAAACCCGGGCUGCACUGGCUCAACUGGCACACGUUCUUCUCCAACAAGAGGAAAGCCAUAAUAGUGUGAAAAUCAGCAGUGUCAGUUAUCUCUACCCACUAAAAAAAAGUUUACAUACAAUUUUUGUUUUUCUAUUAGGUGAAAAUUGUGGUAAACGGUAACCAAAACACUGACAAACAGAAAAGCGCUUAAGGAAAUGCAAGUUUACAUGAAAGAAAAUGGCUAAAGACGUUAUUACUCAGGGUUCAUAAGCAGUUCUUUUAAGUCAAAAUGAGUAAAAGUCUCCACUGAAUCAUGGCUCACAUCUGUGUCUUUGUGAUUUCAUUUGGAAACUUGUACUGAGUGCCUAAACUCAUCUUCAAAUUGAUCUUAAAUGUUGGUAAAAUUAAGGGUUUAAUGUAUGUCGCUCUGUUAUCUGUAAUGAACCCGAAUGCUGUUGACAUUUUCCAUUAAACCAAUGCAAAUAAAAGUAAAAAGAAAAGA